Staurois parvus is the source of this 291-nucleotide messenger RNA. Lineage: Eukaryota; Metazoa; Chordata; Amphibia; Anura; Ranidae. The record is from the annotation of a GenBank genome assembly.
AUGGGGGGUGGUGGCUGGUGUCGGAUCGUGGUGCUGCGCGCUCCCAGGGAGUGCGCACAGUCCAAAAUGGUGGGUGCCAUUCAGGGGCGGACUGACAACUCAUGGGGCCCCCAGGCAAUAGGGGAUCAUGGGGCCCCUGUGUCCUUGCCCAAACUCAAAAAAAGCCUAUGAAAAAGGUACCAGGGGCAUCUCAUGGGGCCCCCUACUGACCCCGGGCCCUCGGGCAGUGCCCGAGUUUCCAAAUGGUCAGUCCGCCCCUGGUGCCAUUUAUGAACGGCAACCCACCCCUGG